AUGGCUCUUCUCUUUCUCAAAAAAAAGCUCUUCCCGGCCCCAGAACCCAAUCAGAUCCACAUUCCAUGCUCUGAUAUUGCGACUCUAACCUCUCUGGUCUUCUCUCUCCUUCUAGGCAAGCCUCUCUUGGGUCACAUCGACGAUGAAGACACCAUUCAUGGAGACUCAGAUCCCGACCUCGAGUCACAGCGCUCGUAUGACACCUUUGGUCGCUGCGUCAGCCAAGAUGGAUCGACGGGCAGUGGCUCCCAGCGGUCGCGCAUCAACCCGCGCAUCAUCUCUGAUGCCAUCCUGGGUCUUUCUGACGGGCUGACCGUUCCUUUUGCCCUGUCGGCAGGUCUGUCCGCCCUUGGCAACACCAAGGUCGUGGUGUUGGGUGGCCUGGCCGAGCUUGCUGCUGGUGCCAUCUCCAUGGGACUGGGCGGCUACGUAGGAGCCAAGAGUGAAGCUGAAUCAUAUGAAGCCACCGUUCGGGAAACAAAUGAGCUCAUCGACAGUGAUCCCUCCGCAACGUACAACAUUGUCCGUGACACAUUUACACCCUACGGGCUUUCUCCGACGGUGAUUGAUGAGAUCACUCGAGACUUGCAUGCCUCGCACGAGCGUCUCCGAGAAUUUUUGCUGGCCUUUCAUCACCGCGAGUCUGAACCCGACUGUAACCAGGCGUGGAUCAGUGCGCUCACUCUUGCCAUUGGGUAUUUUGUGGGUGGUUUCAUCCCACUGAUUCCGUACUUUAUUGCCUCGCAAGUGCUGGUGGCCCUCUACUGGAGUAUCGGGGUCAUGGGAGUGACCCUGCUGGUCUUUGGCUACGUCAAGACGUGCGUGGUUCGGGGCUGGACCGGACGGGCGAAUGUGGUGGCGGCCAUCUGGGGUGGUGUGCAGAUGGUCUUUGUCGGAGGCGUUGCGGCGGGGGCAGCCAUUGGCUUGGUCCGUCUCAUCGACACGGGGAAUGCCUGA
This is a messenger RNA of Penicillium oxalicum, 957 nucleotides long. Its product is annotated as VIT1/CCC1 transporter family protein. Gene Ontology annotation, molecular function: iron ion transmembrane transporter activity; manganese ion transmembrane transporter activity. Lineage: Eukaryota; Fungi; Ascomycota; Eurotiomycetes; Eurotiales; Aspergillaceae. Bases 1 to 957 code for a protein of 318 amino acids. The transcript is spliced from 3 exons. The record is from RefSeq and is a predicted model, not a curated record. Gene Ontology annotation, biological process: intracellular manganese ion homeostasis. Gene Ontology annotation, cellular component: fungal-type vacuole membrane.